AUGCCUCUCAACCUAACAGCAAAAGACCAAGAGAUCCUAGUCAUGGCCUUCCAAUGUAUGGAGAACACAAAGGUUAGUCCGCUCCUCUCACCAACACUCAUGAUUUGCAACACAGUGCCCAUCCACACCACAACUCCGGUCGAUAACGCCAAGCUCGCAGCCCUAGGCGGCUACAAAAACGCCAACACAGCGGGCGCCGUCUGGGGCGCCGUCAAGAAGAAGAUGCUCUCCGGUGGCAGCGGCGGUGGCGACGCGACCGCGAUUCCGACUUCCAGCAAGAAGCGCACCAAAGCAAGCCCGGACGCUGACGCUGACGCUGACGCGGGAACACCGAGCAAGAAGCCUCGUAGGGGCAAAGGCAAGGGCGCGAAGGCUGACUCAGUGGUUGAGGGUGUCGGCGGUGAGGAGGAUGAUGAUGAGGAAGAGGGUGUUAAGCUGGCGAAGGAGGAAGGUGAAGAGGGGAUUAAGGAGGAGGAUGUUGUUGUUUACCCAUGA
Baudoinia panamericana UAMH 10762 is the source of this 495-nucleotide messenger RNA. RefSeq lists its product as uncharacterized. The coding region runs from base 1 to 495 and encodes 164 amino acids. The transcript is spliced from 2 exons. The record is from RefSeq and is a predicted model, not a curated record. Lineage: Eukaryota; Fungi; Ascomycota; Dothideomycetes; Mycosphaerellales; Teratosphaeriaceae.